Rotaria sordida is the source of this 408-nucleotide messenger RNA. Lineage: Eukaryota; Metazoa; Rotifera; Eurotatoria; Philodinida; Philodinidae. The record is from the annotation of a GenBank genome assembly.
AUGACUAAAACUAAAGAAGAUGUUGUCGCCUUUUAUAAUGUGGAAGAGACAAAUGAAUUACUAGCCGAAGAGGGUAAACCAAUUUGGAAACUUCUCUUAGAACAAUUCGAUGAUCUCUUAGUCAAAAUUUUACUUGCUGCUGCUUGUAUAUCAUUCGUCUUAGCCUUAUUCGAAGAACAUAAAGAAGAAGAUAGUCUUGUGGCAGCUUUUGUUGAACUACUUGCUAUUCUUCUUAUGCUUAUUGCAAAUGCAGCUGUCGCUGAAGUUAAUGAUAUACAAAUCGAUCAAUUUGAAGUAAUUGGUUCAAUUUAUGAACCAAAAGAUGAUAUAAUGUUUAAUAGAACAAAAUUUAAUUGUUCUGAUCGUAGCGAAUUAGUUGAAUGUGCUGCUUUCAGCAUUAGAUUAUAA